CCUGAGAACCUGCUCCUCGCCAGUAAGUGUAAAAACGCAGCCGUGAAGCUGGCUGAUUUCGGACUGGCCAUCGAGGUGCAGGGAGAGCAGCAGGCCUGGUUCGGAUUUGCUGGAACGCCGGGAUACCUGUCUCCUGAGGUGCUGCGGAAAGAAGCAUACGGAAAACCUGUGGAUAUCUGGGCAUGCGGUGAGUCCAAGAGCAGCGAAAACAAAGCUCAGCGAGACACGCUUCCACUAGAAGUCUUUCUCAGUGUCUUCAGUGUCAA
Molecule: messenger RNA, 266 nt
Organism: Polyodon spathula (Mississippi paddlefish)
Lineage: Eukaryota; Metazoa; Chordata; Actinopteri; Acipenseriformes; Polyodontidae
Product: calcium/calmodulin-dependent protein kinase type II subunit beta-like
Exons: 2
Biological process (GO): protein phosphorylation
Cellular component (GO): neuron projection; cytoplasm
Molecular function (GO): calmodulin binding; calcium/calmodulin-dependent protein kinase activity; ATP binding
Source: RefSeq, a predicted model, not a curated record